GCCGAAGGGAGCGGAAGGGGCGGGGCCUGGAGCGGAAGAGGAAGCGUAGGCCGCCCCAGACCUGCCGGAGGGCGCCAUGGCCGUGCCGUGCGCUCUGAUCACCAGCUGCGCGGCCGAGUUCCCCGGCGAGGAGCUGGUGAAACGUAUCAUCGGGGCAGAAGAGCUUCCUGCGGAUGUUUCUUCAGGUGGGGAAGCCCGGUUUUACCCCUGGACGAUAGACAAUAAAUACUACUCUGCUUCCAUCCACCUGUGCGUUGUGCCCAAUAAGUUUCUUGUGACAGGUGCAAUUGCAGAGUCCGUGCAAGCCUUCUUGGUUUAUUUUGACAGCACAACCGUAUCGGGACUGGAUGGAGUCUCUUCGUGGCUUCCUCUUGUGGAAGAGUGGCUGCCAGAAGUGAUGAUAUUAGUCUGCGACAGAGUUUCUGACACUGGGGUCAGCCGGCAGAAGGCACAAGAGUGGUGCAUCAAGCACAGCUUUGAGCUGGUGGAGCUCAACCCGGAGGAGGUGCCGGACGAGGACGAUGACUUUCCAGAAUCCACCGGAGUGAAGCGAAUCGUCCAGGCCUUGAAUGCCAACGUCUGGUCAAAUGUGGAGAUGAAAAACGAUAUGAAUCAGGGCUUUGGAUUCCUCACGGCCUUUGCAGGCGCCAACCGCAUCAUCGCAUCAGGAAGGAACGAAGCUCCCGAAGCCGAUCCUUUGCCAGACCAGAGCACAGAGUCCUCUGUGGACAACCGGGGAGAUGCGACCGAUGCAAACGGUUGGCAGGUGGACACAGUUGCUGAUCCCAUGCUGGAUCUGGACAUUCAAGAGCUCGCCAGCCUCACCGCCGGAGAGGGAGAUCUGGAGAAUUUCGAGCGCCUCUUCUCCAAGCUGCAGGAAAUGAAAGAGAAGGCAGCCACCCUACCUCGGGAGCAGAGGAAGUUGCAUGCAGAAAAGGUUGCCAAAGCUUUCUGGAUGGCCAUCGGAGGAGACAGAGAUGAGAUCGAAGGCCUGUCUUCUGACGAGGAAAACUGAGGGUCCUUCAAAGGCUGUGUCGCAGAGCAGACAAGGAUGGUUGCGAUGCCAGCGGCUUCCGCCGGGACCUGCUUUCACGUUUCCCCUUCAACGAGGGCCUCCUUGUUCCAUCCGAGACUCUAGAGACACCAUGAUGCCUCGCACACUUUGAUAACGUUCCGCGGCAGUGAAAAAAGUAGGUGGCUCCACGUCUCGUUCCCUUGCCUGGAUUUAUCAGCAGUGGCGUGGACCGCUCGGUUAAAGAUUUCGCAAACUGUGUUUUCUGGCCAUCCUCUAGCAUCUCCAAUGGCAUCUCUCUCUCUCUCCCUCUUUCUCGGUACAACUGGCUCCUUGUAGUUCUCCCCUUUCUUCAUGUCUUCCAUUUUAAAGCGGAAGUGGGCACCCGGAAGAGGCAGCGAGGGAGUCUUUGGGGGAUUUCUUUUUGCAGGCGGGAGCUGCCUGAUAGAAAAGCACGACGGCGGAAAGAGUAGCCGGCAUCACCCAAAAUGCAUUUUCAAUUUUUUACAUUGCAACCUAUCAUCGUUGGGGCAAGCAUGGAAAAGGGAAAUAUUUGAAGGGGGGAGGGGGUUGUCCCCUGGCAGCUUGAAAUGGUAUAGCGAAGUAACCGAAAGAAGAAGCUUGUGUACAGUUCCAGUUUUUGUUGGUAACGCGCCAUCUCUGUAGCAAUGAAGCGUGGCUCUUCAGAGGGUCUUGUCCAAAUUCCUGCCAGCAGAUGAGGCCGCAAAGGCGAGCUUUGGAGGACUGUAACCCCCUUCUUGAAGGCUGAGGGCAGUGAACUGGGCCAUUCCAGGGGGGAAAGACGGCCCACUGUCCCGCCACGCUGUUGGCGGAGGGGUCUUUGGCAAGCGGUUGAGUCCACAGUCAGCCUUUCAAAGUCAUUAGGGCAGCUCGGUGGAGUCAAAGUGCCACUGAGUUCUGAAGGACACUCAUCUAUUUAGAACGGUAUCGAGGAUCUGGCUUUGGAGAGCGGGGCACGCACAGUGUUUGGGCCAAAUGCAGAUUCCUUAGAGGAGGGGUGGCUUAUCUCAGCCCGAAGAUUGUUGCUGGAACAAUACGAGUCUACUCCAAAGGAAUUCACACACACACACAAGUCUUUCUCGCAAAACUCAUUCCCACUCAGUUGAAGCACUUUAUCUUAAAGCUUAAGUCGACUUUAAAUGUACAUAGGAAAGCUAGCCAGUUGCGUGUUUAAAAGGAACGGGAGCCUUACUCCUGGCCGGUGCGGUAAAGCAAGGCUCCGGUCCAUCAGAAUGUUUUCUGCCUUCAGCCUUGCAAAUGGGGCAGCUGCAGACCUUCUGUAGAAAAGCUUCCCAGCAACUUGGGUCUUUCUCCCCCUACAUACACCCCCCCGGGCAGGGACAAGAGGCCCCGUGAACGGCUUCCGCCUCCUCAUGCUUUUUGUGUACCGUAAAUGGGCUGAAUAAAGUCUGCUUGAAGUACAGGCCUGAAA
Heteronotia binoei (common prickly gecko) is the source of this 2465-nucleotide messenger RNA. It is a transcript of the gene AAGAB, whose product is annotated as alpha and gamma adaptin binding protein. Lineage: Eukaryota; Metazoa; Chordata; Lepidosauria; Squamata; Gekkonidae. The record is from RefSeq and is a predicted model, not a curated record.